Messenger RNA from Clavispora lusitaniae ATCC 42720, 1365 nucleotides. Its product is annotated as TDT family transporter. Gene Ontology annotation, molecular function: sulfite transmembrane transporter activity. Gene Ontology annotation, cellular component: plasma membrane. The record is from RefSeq and is a predicted model, not a curated record. Gene Ontology annotation, biological process: sulfite transmembrane transport; transmembrane transport. Lineage: Eukaryota; Fungi; Ascomycota; Pichiomycetes; Serinales; Metschnikowiaceae.
AUGAACAAGCUUUAUCUCGACCCGUCUACAUUGGGGUCGUCGGCCGAUAAGGAGUUCAGCGAACCCAAAAUGGCGUCUUGGCACCUGUAUCUAUGGCAGCGGCUCGACCAGACUUUUAUUGCAGGUUUUACUCCUGUCUAUUAUGCAUCGGUUAUGGGUACUGGUAUAUCAAGCAACAUCUUGUACAAUUUCCCCUUUGAGAGCCGAUGGCUCCAAAUCUGCGGCAUUAUAAUGGCUGUGGUUGCGCUUUGUCUCUUUUUGGUUUUGCUGGCGUUUUUCGCUCUAGCACUACUUCGAAAUAAGAGCCUCUUUUCCAAGAUCCACCGUGAUGCCGCUUUGGCUCCGCCCAUGGGCUGUUUUGUCAUGGGCUACGUCACGUUGGUCAACAUGUUGCAUUCGCUCACCAAAGACCGCUGGAUCAUGGCUGUGUGGGUCCUCUGGUGGAUUGCUGUGGCUGGUUCCUUUUACACCGCAUUCUUGACGUUCUACUUGUGUGCUAUAGCCAAGCACAGGAAAAACAGAAACCAUACUGAACCUUCCAACAUCAGCAUGACUUUCCUUUUGCCCGUGGUGACAUUGAUGGUGACAUCGUCCUCAGGCGGCAUUGUCACGCCCGAUUUGCCUCAUUUGCAAUUGAAGAUCAUCUCCAUGGUUGUGUCUUUCAUCAUGUGGGCUAUCGCCGUGGUGCUAGCAUUUAUUGUCGUGUCCGUCAACUUCUGGCGUCUUUUUGUGCACAAGAUCCCUGCCUCGGGCCAGGUCUUCACCAUGUUUCUCCCCAUUGGCUUUUUGGGCCAAGGCUCUUACUCAAUCAUGCUUUUCGGCCGCAAUUGCGUCACCAUCAUAAUGGAGCAUGCGGACUCUGUCCUGCUGUCUUCCUACACCAGCAUAUUGCACACAACUGCAUCGGAGAAUCAUGUGGAUCUAUCGGGCCUUCCGUCUAUCUUGGCAACGUCCUUGCUAACAGUAUCCACGCUUGCAGCCAUGACGCUCGUCUCCUUUGGUUACUUUUUCACCUUUGUGGCGUUUGCAUCUUUCUUCUCCAAGAUGGUGCCGUUUGCGUCCCGCCCCAACUUGCAACAUGUGUACCAACCUUCUGGUACGAACUUUAUCUCGCGGCAAUUUGCAGGGUUUCUACGCUUCAACAAAGGGUUCUGGUCCAUGACAUUCCCUGUGGGCACAAUGGUCUUGGCUAAUGGCGAGAUCCAUUCGCUUUUCAAUGGUAUGGAAGCGUUCCGUUACAUCAGUGUCAUCUACGCUGUUGUAGUAAUUAUCGUCACAUUGGGAUGUCUUUGCGGCGUCUUAUACAAUAUCGGCAAGGCAAUCAAGUUUGCAUUUUCUCCUUUGCGCCAGAAAGAGAUGGUUUGA